GUAUACAAAGAGGACAGCAAUCAGCUCAAACAUCAUUUGCCGAAUACACCACCCUCUCCUCACCUCUCUCACUCCUCAUCGAGAAGGUAAAAAAAAAAAAAGGACAACUCAGAUAGCUAUCUACCUACCGACAUACAGCUGCUAUAGCUAGCAACAGGACUCGAAACCCAACUUGAUACCCGCCAUCUGCCUACAGCCACAAUCUCUUGAUAAGGAGUCAUAGCGUUGUUCCCGACCAACCGGAUCCCGUCUCCCCAAGC
Messenger RNA from Tuber aestivum (summer truffle), 260 nucleotides. The record is from the annotation of a GenBank genome assembly. NCBI's taxonomy places the organism in Eukaryota, Fungi, Ascomycota, Pezizomycetes, Pezizales, Tuberaceae.